Molecule: messenger RNA, 1273 nt
Organism: Siniperca chuatsi (mandarin fish)
Lineage: Eukaryota; Metazoa; Chordata; Actinopteri; Centrarchiformes; Sinipercidae
Exons: 4
Coding region: 666-1085 (139 amino acids)
Biological process (GO): signal transduction
Molecular function (GO): protein binding
Source: RefSeq, a predicted model, not a curated record
GGAACAAUUUAUGUUAAAAAAAACACUGGUGUUUUUAAGAAGCAUUGCUGUAAAUGUCCAGAAAUUAGCUAAACUUAAUUUAAACUUAAUUUUGACUAAAAACAGAACAUUGGUCACUAGUUUUUCUAGUCUCAAUCUAACCCAAGGCAAAUUCUUUGCAUUGUAGCCCUGCAUGCAAUUGUGAAGCUAAAGACCAUCCACUGAAUUUUCCAAGGCAUGUAAAACAAGGCAGUGGUGGCCUAAAGCUGAUGUGCAUUGAGCAAACAGCAUUCUCUCAGUAAAACUACCCUGGCAAAUAAAAAAAAUGUAAAAAUGCAACAGAUAAAACAACAUGAACCACCUCCCACACCUUGCAAAUAUACAAUUGCAUGCAAACAAGUCUAAUUACUGAUCAGUCAUAUUGAGUUCUCAUUAUCUUAAAAUAUAAUGGUGAGGAUUUCACUCUAAUUUUAGCACAGUACACAUGUUUACCUGGUAGCAGGUGAGGGCUGUUAGCUCCACAAGGGACCCUGAAGCUAAAGUGACUAAUGUUUAACAGAUUAGUAUGUUGAUGAUGAAUCUCCCCAGUAACACUCAAACCACGCUCAUUUUUGGCACACUGUACCUAAGGGUUUAUGAAGACUUAGAGUGUGACUUGCACUGCUGAUCUUUUGGAAUUUGAGAUAAUGCCCACCAAAGCCCAAGAGGAUGCUGUAAUUAACCUGAAGACACUGCAGGAGAUUUCCAUGCAGCUUGGUUUUGAGUGGACAGUUUUGGCGUAUGAGCUUGGCUUCAACAGAACUGCGAUAGGGCGGUUCCACAGCAAAUCUACAGAAAAGAGUAUCCAGGCUAGGACCAUGUUGGAAAGCUGGUAUGAGAAGUCAUGGGACAAGCCCAAUAAGACCAAACUGCUGCAAGAUGGACUGGAGCGAGCAGGCAGACGGGACCUGGCUGAGAGGCUGCACUGCCUCCACUGGGGUCACCAGAAGCUGAGCCGUAGGGUUGAGCUGCCCUCCGCCUUCCCCUUCCUCAUCACAGUCCACAAAACCAUCCACAACCAAGAUGCACUACGCAGGAUCAACGACCUCAACCGUAGAUACACUUAAAUCUGGGUAAAAAUGCACAUAGCGGAGGCCAUACCCAUAGUUCGUCAUUUACAAGCAUAUAGUCAGCUAUACUGAACACUGUAAGUAAUCUGAAAUAAAUGUACUGAAUGUCACUGAACAAACAAAUGAGAAGCAUGGGCCAUGUAAUGUCUAGAAAUUAAAGCUUUACAAUAAAGAUGAAAACCACA